AUGGCCGAAUCAGAAGAUGAGAGCAUGUCCACCCAAGAAAUAAUAGCGUUGCUAAAAACGCCGGACUUUAUAUUGGACGGAGCUGUGGAGAGAGUUCUCGAGCCGUAUCUCGCCAGUAAGGAGAGCGACGUGGAUAUGGUCGUCGACUGCUUGUCUACCAAUUACAGAGGAAGCGCAAAUAUGUGCAAGUUGAUGACCGACUGGCUCGAGCAGUUGGGCUUUGACAAGGCCGAGCCCCAAGCAUCGACCAGCGAGGCGAAAGCUGAUGAGCAUGAAGCCGAUUUGAAAAAGGGCGAUAAGAAGGGCAAAGCGAAAGGCCGCGCGCGGCAAAAGCGAGAAAAGAAGGACGAUCCUGCCGAUGCGCCAACCACAUCAGACCCUGCUCUAUCAGCGGUUACUGCUUGCGCCGAGAACACGAUGGCCACGUUUUUAAAGCGCCAUUUCAAGUCUGAAUGCGCCGAUCGAAUUUUCGAUGAGUCGGGUGGUGGUAUUGAAUGGUUGUCGGAGCUGAUCUCGCACAAGCGCUGGCGGCAAAUCAUCUACGAAUUGGUGGAUCAAAAUCCGCAUUGUCUGAUGCUGAAGUUUGCCGUCAAGCUAAUUUCCGAUGCUGGUCAUCAACGUGAAAUUGUCGGUGUGCAAUCGGCAUCUGAUCAGUUGGAGAUCUAUAGCCGCGUGUUAGUGACGGCUAUUGAUGCCGUGCUGACCGAGCAUCGCCGUGGGGAGCAUACGGAAAAGUACGAAGCUGUGUUUGCAGAAUUGCAAAAAAUUGUGUCUCAAGGCGAGCACACCUACUUGUACGCUUCCGCAUUAUUGGAGGCGCUAUCUAGAACGUCUACGGGUAUGUCCGCAGCGGCGUGUCAUCAUGUGAUGCAGUCAUUACGCACGGCUGUUAAAGGCCGCGAGCACGAGACGACAGCUAUUCGAUGCGCGCUGCUGCACACUCAAGAAGAACAGGUUGAAGCCACCGUCAUCCAAGCCCUCUUGACGAUGACCAGCAAGGGCGAGCUGAACCCGGCGGAUAUGACGCAGGUCUACCAGCAAUACAUUUUGCCCCAUCCGCCGCCCGUCGAGGCGAUCCGUGAUCCGCUCUUCAUCCACAUGCUCGUCGACUCGAUUUUCCACUGUGACGGCCCAAGGGUAAACGUCGAGCAUCGUGAGAAGUACAUUUAUUUGCUGGCUUACGCGUCUUCCGUCUCAGAGACUUUCCGGAAUGGGCGGCGCGCGCAGAUGAGAGUUGAUCUCGACAUUGCCCGUGUGGCCAUCGAGCGGACGGCGGCGGCCGUUGAAGCCGCCGAUGAUGUGGCCGUGGAGUUGCCAAACUUAUUGAGGGAGGCUCGAUUUCCGGUGGUGGCCACCGGGUUGCUGCACUAUGCGGAGACACUGCUGUUGGCUGACAAUCGAAUGGGCGAUCCCCCGCUCUGGGUAUUUGUGCUUGUGGAUCAGGUGGCAGCCCAGCAUCCGAAUCUCCACUCAACGGCUUUUGCGUUAUGUUUGAAGCUGUACGAAAAAGUCUCGCUCCAGCCGGAUGCUUCGGAGGUGAUUAUGGAACGGCAACGGAUACUUGUCGACCGUUUUGUUCACCUGCUCAGCAUUGGGUUCACGAUUCCCGUUCUACAAAAGGUGAACCAGAUGUUCCGGAACAGCGACAUCGACGCCAGCCUGGUACGCUAUUUCACGCUUGAGGUGCUCGAGAUCAUCAGUCCGCCGUACACCAAAGAAUUUUGCAAGCUCUUCUUGCCGUUGAUCGCCGACGAGGAGAUUUUCGACAAGGCGCUGCGUGAAAAGACACCGAUUGCCGGGGAAUUCCUCGCAUAUUGCCAGAGUAAUUAUCAGAUGACCUCAUGCUCC
This is a messenger RNA of Mesorhabditis spiculigera, 1848 nucleotides long. Lineage: Eukaryota; Metazoa; Nematoda; Chromadorea; Rhabditida; Rhabditidae. The record is from the annotation of a GenBank genome assembly.